GCAGAGCUAAAUCAAAAUGGCGGAUCAUAGCUCCUUCUCAUCCUCCUCCUCAAAUGACACCUCCUCUAAGAGAGACCCCUACCAGCUCCAGUCUUGGACUGAUCAAUCAGAUUCCAGCACUUUUUACGAGGAGUCCUGGCCUCAUGUAGCCACUCCCCCUGUACAUGUAGUUACCAUGGAAACCAGCGACACUCGUCCAGUGAUAGCUCGGUACAUUCACAGGUUUAGGACCACGCCCCCCACAUCAAGAGAGGGACGUUCCCGUGACACUGACGGUCAGUUCUGGUGGAAGAAAAAAGAAAAAAUGAAUCAACCAAUCAGAGUCGAUCAAGAAAGCAACACUAAAGCAGCAAGGAGUGUUUCUAGGGAUGAGUCUUUAAAAGAAAGAGCCGGUAUAGCUUUAGAGAAGAGUUCUAGUUUACUGUCUGCUCGCUCUCAAUCACAUGAGGAUCAACUGACCUUCAAAACAAGGACACAUUCGCUUCAUUUGUUUACAGAACCCCUCUCCGAAGUCAGCUUGUCUGAUGAUGAUGCUACCCAAGACGAAACACAUUUAAAGAUCAAGAGAAAUGAUGACAUUCUUUACCAAUGGAGGCUAAACAGACGCUUAGAAGAAGCAAGGAGGGACGUAGCAGCUGCCAAAAGAGAGAGACAAAGAAAAGAAAUAAUAGAACAGUCAAAUAAAGAAAAUUACUCUUUAUCACGACUUCAUAAUAUGCAGCCAUCUUGUCAUAAAAACUGCACCUUACCAGUAUCAGCUAGUAGGGGUGGUGGCCAUUGUGGUCCUUUGGUCCAGCUGGAGAGAGAAGAGAGGAGGAGAGAGGGUGAAAGUGAUGGAGGUCAACUUGAAGAGUUACAUGAUGACAGUUUUGAUUCGAGUCUCUCUUCAUUCAGCAGUUCCGUUGCCUGCUCUGAAAGACCCUUAGCUCAAAGAAAGGAUAUUGAUAAGUUAUUGAGUGAGACAAUCAAGGCUCGUCUGUUUGUUUAAACACACAGUCAUUUUCCCAGCACAUUAUAUCCAGGCUGGACUCUCUCCUAAUUAGACGAACCAACACACAAACAAGCCAUCAUGUCAGGCUAGACUUGAAGGCACUGACAGAGCCUGGCUGUCUCAGGGAGGCUCACCAUUAAUUGGUUAAUGAGUAAAGAUUAAGACUAAACAAUAUUCAGUAAAGUAUGUUAGCAGUUUUGUAAUGUUUAGCCAACAGUCACUCUCUCACCUCAAACCAGUGGGUGGUGGCUGAAUGCUGGAGAUGAGGUGUUUAUGCUUAUGUUGGACCUUAUGGUGUCUCUGAAUGUUAGGAUAUCUGUCUUUUAGUAGGCCUAAAGUCUCGCUCUGUUUCCAUCGUGUAGUGUUGUUGAGAAGAUAAUCAAUAUCCGCUCUAGUCUAAACUUUUCUCUUAUGAUGUACAACUCACAUUAAACAUGAGACACUUUUACCUUUUAUUUUUCACUUCUUUUCCUCCCUCCCUCUCUCUCUCUCUCUCUCUCUCUCUCUCUCUCUCUCUCUCUUGUAUUACUUAAUGAGAACAUUUUAACCAUCUAA
Molecule: messenger RNA, 1546 nt
Organism: Amphimedon queenslandica
Lineage: Eukaryota; Metazoa; Porifera; Demospongiae; Haplosclerida; Niphatidae
Product: proline and serine-rich protein 3-like
Exons: 4
Coding region: 17-988 (323 amino acids)
Source: RefSeq, a predicted model, not a curated record